Molecule: messenger RNA, 741 nt
Organism: Schistocerca serialis cubense
Lineage: Eukaryota; Metazoa; Arthropoda; Insecta; Orthoptera; Acrididae
Exons: 1
Coding region: 1-741 (246 amino acids)
Cellular component (GO): nucleus
Molecular function (GO): DNA binding
Source: RefSeq, a predicted model, not a curated record
AUGGCUGAAUUUGGCUUCCCACUUGUUCAAACUGAUCUUAGAUUUGUUAUUAAAAGCUAUUUGGACAAGAAAGGCAUUGUGAUCAACUGCUUCAAAGACAAUCUGCCUGGUUAUGAAUUUAUUAAAUCCUUCCUUAGAAGGCAUAAAGAACUAACCACACGAUUUUGUAGCAGUAUCAAACGUGUGAGAGCAGCAAUUGACAAGACUGUCAUUAAUGAGUAUUUUGACCACCUUGAGGUUUCAGUUAAGGAUGUCUCUCCAGAAAACAUUUGGAAUUAUGAUGAGACCAAUCUUAGCGAUAAUCCUGGCACAGUCAAUGUAAUUUGCAAGAAAAGUAUUAAAUAUGUGGAGGAAAUCAUGAAUAGCUCAAAAACUUCAACAUCUGUUAUGCUGUGUGGGAAUGCUGUGGGAGAGCUGUUACCACCAGAUGUUGUCUAUCGAGCUGGGAAUCUGUGGACAACAUGGACUGAAGGUGGUCUAGUAGGAUGCCAUUACGAUCGCACUAAACAUGGAUGGUUUGAUGGUGCAACAUUUGAGGACUGGUCUAGGGUUCUUUUGCUACCAAGACUCAACAAACAGCAAGGCAUGAAAUUAGUGAUUGGUGGCAACUUGUCUACUCACAUUAUUCCAGAAAUUCUACAACAGUGUGAGGAAAAUAACAUUAGAUUUGUGUGUCUCCCUCCUAGCUCCAUCCACCUCACACAGCCUCUGGAUGUAGCAUAUUUUGCUCCAAUGAAGUAA